Erinaceus europaeus (western European hedgehog) is the source of this 947-nucleotide messenger RNA. RefSeq names its product E3 ubiquitin-protein ligase Nedd-4-like. Gene Ontology annotation, biological process: regulation of neurotransmitter secretion. Gene Ontology annotation, molecular function: calcium ion binding. The record is from RefSeq and is a predicted model, not a curated record. Lineage: Eukaryota; Metazoa; Chordata; Mammalia; Eulipotyphla; Erinaceidae. Bases 1 to 732 code for a protein of 243 amino acids. The transcript has 7 exons. Gene Ontology annotation, cellular component: synaptic vesicle membrane.
AUGGACUUAGAGGCCAUAAUGGAAGUGGACAUGACCUCUGAGGUAGAUCAGAAGAUUCCAGUCCAUGGAGGGGAGGCGGCGCGCGGUGGGCGGGGCCGUGCCGGGGCGGGGCGCGCGGGCCUCCCGAGCGAGCCGGGCGAGCGGCCGGAGAGGGGCGGGAGCUGCAGGCGCGGGGCGGAGGGAGGCGCGGGGAGGGGAGUGGAGGGGAGGGAAACCCCGGCGGGCUCGGCGCCGCCGCCCGCUGCACGGCGCGCUCUCGGGAGCCGCCUGCCCGCACGGUCCCGCAGCCUUCCGGGAGGACGCGGCGGUGAGCUCGGGUUUCCUCACCUGCCGGCGCAGGACCGGGCGCGGGGCGAGCGGCCCCGGAGGACAGAGCCGCUCCGGAGCGCCGCUGACCCUGCGCGGGCCACCGGCUCCAUGGCGACCGGGCUCGGGGACCCUGUGUACGGACUUUCGGAAGAGGAGGGAGAGUCACGUAUCCUUAGAGUGAAAGUCGUUUCUGGAAUUGAUCUCGCCAAGAAGGACAUCUUCGGAGCAAGUGAUCCAUAUGUGAAGCUUUCAUUGUACGUAGCGGAUGAAAAUAGAGAACUUGCUUUGGUGCAGACAAAAACAAUAAAAAAGACGCUGAACCCAAAAUGGAAUGAAGAGUUCUAUUUUAGAGUGAACCCAUCUAAUCACAGGCUCCUAUUUGAAGUAUUUGAUGAAAACAGAUUGUUAAGCCUACUAAGAUGAUAUGUGACUCCAGAGGUACUUGGCAGUUUCAGCAUUAAACAAACUGGCUUCCCCUUCUCUCAUGGAGAUCAUUUUUGGCAUCUAGAACACGGGACCUUAGUAAACAUGUUUGGAUGUAUGUAAACACAGGGUUAAUAUCCACACCCCUGGCUCCAGAGUUGUUGACUAAGUCAUGCUUUGCGAAUUUUAAAAUAAACUUUCUGUCACUCUUUACA